Molecule: messenger RNA, 2778 nt
Organism: Bacidia gigantensis
Lineage: Eukaryota; Fungi; Ascomycota; Lecanoromycetes; Lecanorales; Ramalinaceae
Exons: 3
Coding region: 1-2778 (925 amino acids)
Biological process (GO): cytoplasmic microtubule organization; microtubule nucleation; mitotic cell cycle
Cellular component (GO): spindle pole; centrosome; mitotic spindle pole body
Molecular function (GO): gamma-tubulin binding; microtubule minus-end binding
Source: RefSeq, a predicted model, not a curated record
AUGUCAAACACUACCACUGCGCGUGCCCCAUCCCAGAACGAUCGUGGCACGACAGCUUCAUUUCUCCGAAGACGCCCCACAUCACGCGCUGCGAGACCUCCCUCGAGCGAAGUAGCCCCAGACGACUCGGCUAGCAAUGUAUCCCAUCGAAGAGCACCAUCAGGUCAGGGUCGACCAAAUGGUAUAUCGAAGACAAUCAAUGAAAGAACGACAAGCAAGACGCAGACUACAAGAAGAGACACUGUUCAGAUACGAACGCGAAGUCCGCCCAAAAGCUCUUUUGAUGGCUUGGAUGCAGGUAAAGUGGGAGAUAUUCUACGAAAAGAACCGCAAUCAAGCCCGAGGUCUGUCCCUGCGGCUAAGAAAGAGAAGCAAGCCCUAAAACCUUGGAAACCAUCGGCCUGUCUUAUACCUCCAAAUAAGGCUCCAUUAGCCCCCCGCAUUUCAGUACCUCCACUAUCCUCGCUUGUACCUGACUCGCUCGAACCGGAGCCAUUGAAACGGCUGACGGCUGAGAAGCAAGAGGCUGCCAUUCUGGAUGACCUUCUCUUCGUAUUUAUGGGAUAUGAAGGCCAAUACAUUCGAUUCGAAAGAUAUGAUCCGUCAGCCGAGAAGCAACGGUUGGCUGGCCCAAGCUAUAAGAUUUCGCCAGGAUUAGAUCCAAGCUUGAGGGAUUUAGCCACCUCUGUACUCAAAAUGGCGACAUAUUACAAGGCGCUGGAAGCUUUUGUGGAAGUUCAGAGUCGAGAUGAAUUCGGGAUGAUCAACCACGCUUUGUGUGCUUCGAUAUCAAAAUAUCUGAAAGAGUAUAUGACCUUUAUUGCUCAGCUCGAGCAUCAACUAAUCACUAAUCCUUCAUUCUCAUUGCAUCAGCUACACCUGCACACGUUGAAGAUGAGUCAUGUAAUGUUUCAAUUGUAUGCAUUAGCUCAGGAGAUACUCAAGAAGAACGCCUUGCUAGAAGAAGAUCUAGAUGACUCCGUCGAUGGCCUGGAUGAUGUAGAUAAUAUCAUCGAGCAGCUUCGUGACGGAGGCGAUUUGAUGCCUGGGACAAUGGGAAAGAAGAUUUGCAAAGGAGGCAACAUUCUGAGGCUCUUGACCGAGCGCCUAUCACACAUGUCUGGGGAUCCUGCUGCACGUGAAGUGCUCCAGAGUCUUGUCAGGGAUGCGAGUCGUCCAUACAUGAAGAUGCUCAACGAGUGGCUACACCACGGAGGUAUCAAGGAUCCCCAUGCUGAGUUCUUGAUCAAAGAGCAGCAGAGUAUCAAGCGAGAAAGGCUGGAAGAAGACUACACUGACGAAUACUGGGAGAAAAGGUACACAAUUCGAGACAAUGGUGUCCCUCCACAACUUGAGGCUGUCAAAGACAAAGUCUUAUUGGCAGGAAAGUACCUGAACGUCGUCCGGGAAUGCGGUGGCGUAGAUAUCAGCAAGGAGGUGAAGGACGUACCAAGAAGCUUUGAUGACCCGGCUUUUCUUGAUAAUGUCAACGCAGCAUAUGCACAUGCCAAUUCUUCAUUGCUCAAUCUUCUUCUCACAACACAUUCAUUAUCAGACCGGCUCCGCUCAAUGAAACACUACUUCUUUCUCGACCGGUCUGACUUCUUCACCUACUUCCUCGAUCUUAGUACGUCAGAACUAAAGAAGCCUUGGAGACUGGUCAACGUUGGAAAGUUGCAGUCUCUUCUCGAUCUUGUGCUUCGACAGCCGGGAACGGUAGCUGCACACGAUCAGUUCAAAGAAGAUGUCAGGAUACACAUGAACGACGUAGGUCUGACCCAACUAGUGAUGCGUGUUGUGAAUGUCAAGGGCUUUGACGAAGCAAUGGCACAAGACGACUCUGCUGUUGAUAAAUACCGCACGCCAGCCACGACAGGCAAGGACAAAGCGGAUGAAGAAAACAAGAUGACCGGAUUUGAAGCCCUGGAAUUCAGGUUUUCGGUUCCCUUUCCACUUUCUCUUGUAAUAAGCAGCAAGACUGUUUUUCGCUACCAGAUCCUGUUUCGAUACCUCCUCUCUUUACGGCACCUGGAGGAUCUACUCGUCAAUAGCUGGCAAGAUCAUAACAAGGUCCUGAGCUGGACUCAUCGUACCGGCGACCGCAAACUUGAGAUGUGGAAGCGGAAAGCGUGGACGCUGAGGGCGAGAAUGCUAGCAUUCGUACAGCAGACGACGUAUUACUGUACUUCAGAAGUAAUAGAACCCAAUUGGCAUGCUUUAAUGGCACGGGUGAAUGGUGAGGAGCCUACUACUGGUAGCAAAGGCUCUGGUGGACCACCCAAACCUUCUAGGACGGUUGAUGAGCUUAUGGAAGAUCAUGUCGACUUCUUGGACACCUGCCUCAAAGAGUGCAUGCUUAUGAAUUCCAAAUUACUUAAGAUCCACAGCAAAUUGACCUCCGUCUGCCAUUUAUUUGCAACCUACACCUCUAGCUUAACCCGCACUCUCUUCAUCAUUCCCCCUUCACCUUCCUCAACCACGACUACUUCACUCACAAAACAGCCACCGCUCCUCAACACCACCGCGCACAAGACUCAUCUCGCCCAGAUCUACGGCUCUCGCCCUAUCCCAUCCGAACAGACCAUUCCGGCUCCACCAAAGAAACUUGACGAUUUAUACGACUUGCUCGGAAAAUAUGAGCAGAAUUUUGAGCACCACCUGAGAUUGUUGCUGGAUGCAUUGGACUACUAUGCUGCUACUGAGACAGUAGCGCUGGGAAGGUUAUGCGCGGUGCUGGGGAGUGCUAUAAGUGGUAAGGAGGAGGAGAGGGCGUUUUGA